Molecule: messenger RNA, 1434 nt
Organism: Botrytis byssoidea
Lineage: Eukaryota; Fungi; Ascomycota; Leotiomycetes; Helotiales; Sclerotiniaceae
Exons: 1
Coding region: 1-1434 (477 amino acids)
Biological process (GO): regulation of DNA-templated transcription
Molecular function (GO): zinc ion binding; DNA-binding transcription factor activity, RNA polymerase II-specific
Source: RefSeq, a predicted model, not a curated record
AUGGGCGGUUCGGUUCAUCCAUCACAAAGACGAUUUUCGUGUGAGUGCUGUAGAAAGAUCAAGGCGAGAUGUCAACGCGUAUAUGCAAACGACUCCAAAUGUGCGCGGUGCACGCUUCUCAACCUAGAUUGCAUUGUAGGACAACAAAAGAGAGUUGGAAGACCGCGAAGAGCUCCUACUGCAGAUGCUCAGGCACACAAACACCGAAAUAACACAGGCUCAACUAUCAGUAAUCGGAAAGUUGCACCAGCUAAGGUACACAACCAUGUCGCAAAUCCCACCACAUCUCAUGAAGCUUCUUUGGUUAAGGAAGGCUAUUACCAGAAUUGGGGCAUAGAAUUUCCAAUGGACACUUCAAUAACUACACUCGUUCCAACAGACAAUGAAACUUACUCCGGAGCCCAAGUAUGGCCAGCUGUUGAUAUAAACUCUUUUGAUCAAAACCUCCUUGCAUGGGAUGCUUCCAAUGACCUUGAUCGCAACUUUUUCUUAUCCAACGACGAUUUGAGCUUUAGCAGCGCUUCAUCAACUGCCUCCCCGCUCAAUACGCCCCCCUCAACAGCCUCAUCGCCUGCUGAUAGUAUUCAUGGCGCCGAAGAAGAUAUCUCGCAGGCGCCAUGCGCACGUCGAGUACGAUUCAUCACAAUUGCAGAUGCCAUGGCUGAGCUUUCCAAGAUGAACCUCAACUUGCACAUCCGUAUGGUUGCUGUGGAAGCAAAUAGAGCAACAUUGGAUUUCAACGGCAUCGUUUAUGAAAGAGGCCCGCUGUUCAUUGAAAACCUUACGCUGGCUCAGUUCCUGUUAAAGGCAUCCCAAGACUUGAAGUUUAUCUUGAGACGGAUUAUCAGCGGGCAAACGGAGCGUGGCAUGUCGUAUUCGACGCAAACAACAGAAACAAAAUCGCUGGAGUCAUUAACAUUAUCAUCGCAAGCACACUUAGGAAAACCUCGCAAUUCAACGUCGAUCUAUUCACCAAAUUCUCCUCCCUCUUCAGAACUUUUGUUCGCCCCUCUUGCUCUAAUCAUCACAAGUGUCUUCAGCCAAAUCAUUACACUCUGCGAGCUGAGCGUUGAACUCAUGGCUAUCCGCAUUGAUCAGAGUGCCACAAAUCCUGUUGUACAACUCCCUGGCCUCGCUUUCGGCGGCUUGUCUGUGUCAGAGCCAUGCAUACAGGGAAUGGUCUUCUGCGAUAUCAUGGCACAUAUAAUAGAGGGUAUCGAGCAAAAUCUCGGUCUCAAUCUGGUCCUUGGAGUGAGCGGAACUGGAUUGCUAUCCGCGAGACAAAAAGAUGUGCUUUGGAGCGAGUUGGAUGGAGGACCUGGAAUUAUCCCAGGCCAAGGUUUCAUGAGGCCCACUAAUCUACGGAAGUCGUUUGGAAGACUUUCACUGACUCUUAGGCAAAUUUCUAUGGAUCAAUCGGUUAUGUACAUUUGA